Molecule: messenger RNA, 1604 nt
Organism: Belonocnema kinseyi
Lineage: Eukaryota; Metazoa; Arthropoda; Insecta; Hymenoptera; Cynipidae
Gene: Mettl14
Product: N6-adenosine-methyltransferase non-catalytic subunit
Exons: 5
Coding region: 273-1445 (390 amino acids)
Cellular component (GO): nucleus; RNA N6-methyladenosine methyltransferase complex
Molecular function (GO): mRNA binding
Source: RefSeq, a predicted model, not a curated record
AGCUGUCAAACGUGUUGAACGUGUCGAACUUGACAUGGAUGACAUCGGUCACAUUUUGUCCCUUGUGCUUCUCAAAAAUGGUUAAAAACAAAAUGAAAUAGGCUAAAAGUACCGGCUCCCGUCUUUUUGCUUAAUUUUGAAUUAUUAUACUUACUCGCGACAUGCAAAUUUUCUAAAAAAUAAUCGAAUUUUUGAAAAUCUAACCUCUAAUCGCAAAUGUGAAUGAUCCGUUUUCUAUUUUUUGCCUUUUUACUGUAAAGUUUUGAACAAAAAUGCUUCAAACUCUUCGAGAACGUUCGCAGAAGCGCAAAAUACUAUUGGCCCAAACGUUGGGAGUAGCAAGUGCUGUUGAACUUCGGCAGAUUUUAGGGACCGAUAUUGACAAUGUGAAAAAAAAGAAAGUCAAGGUUUCGUCGAAAAAAUCUGAGGAGGAAGUCCAACGAACGAAAGAUGAUUCUGUUCCCAGCGACGAAAUUGUUUAUAAAGAUUCAUCCACGUUUCUCAAAGGUACUCAAUCUUCGAAUCCACACAAUGAUUACUGCCAACAUUUUAUUGACACGGGCCAGAGGCCUCAGAAUUUUAUUAGGGAUGUAGGCUUAGCAGAUAGAUUUGAAGAGUAUCCCAAACUUCGGGAGUUGAUUAAAUUAAAGGAUGAUUUAAUCUCUGAAACUGCGACUCCACCGAUGUACCUGAAAACUGAUCUUUCAAAUUAUAAUUUAAAGGAUCUUAAUUGCAAGUUCGAUGUGAUUCUUAUUGAACCUCCACUUGAGGAAUAUCAGAGAACCUGUGGUGCUACGAAUGUACAACUUUGGAACUGGGACCAGAUAAUGGAACUGGAUAUUGGAGAAGUAGCAGCAACUCGAAGUUUCGUCUUCCUCUGGUGUGGCAGCAGCGACGGAUUGGACAUGGGCCGUUAUUGUCUCAGGAAAUGGGGCUUCAGACGUUGUGAGGACAUAUGCUGGAUUCGAACAAAUAUAAAUAAUCCAGGUCACAGUAAAAAUUUAGACAGUAAAGCAGCUCUGCAAAGAACGAAGGAACACUGUUUGAUGGGAAUUAAGGGAACUGUGAGGAGAUCAACUGACGGAGAUUUUAUUCACGCUAAUGUCGAUAUUGAUCUUAUUAUCUCUGAAGAACCCGAGUAUGGAUCAAUAGAAAAACCUGUAGAGAUAUUUCAUAUUAUUGAGCACUUCUGUCUCGGCAGAAGAAGACUUCAUCUAUUUGGCCGUGACAGUACAAUCAGACCGGGAUGGUUAACAGUCGGUCCAUCAUUGAUGAAUACGAAUUUCAAUUCCGAUAUGUACACUAGUUAUUUUAAUAGUGGACAAAUAACGACAGGAUGUACGGAAAGGAUCGAGGCCCUCAGACCCAAAUCUCCUCCUCCGAAGGGUAAAUCUUCGGGAAGAGGAAGAGGCGGUUUCAAUCGGGGCCGAGGACGAGGAAGAUAAUUACUAAUUUUAGAGGAAGUUUGUAUGAAUUCUAUUUUUUAAGAACCGUUAUUGUGUAUUAGAUUGUAUCUUUUUUAACUCACACAGGUUCUCGAAAUUAAAUUGUCAAAAAUUUUACUACUUUAACGUCCGGAUUAGAAAAUAUAAUAAACACAAGCG